This is a messenger RNA of Schistosoma turkestanicum, 4199 nucleotides long. Lineage: Eukaryota; Metazoa; Platyhelminthes; Trematoda; Strigeidida; Schistosomatidae. The record is from the annotation of a GenBank genome assembly.
AUUUAACCCGUUACGCUUCUAAAGCUGGCCAGUGGAAACAGUUCUGGUUCGAAUACUAUAUCAGACCCUACCGAAACAUGUGAGGAGAAAAGCAGGUCAUCAAAGAAGAAGGGACUGAGAAGCUUGUUUAGACAUGUUUCACACUCGAAACAUUCGAACCGCAGCCAUAAUCCUACAAGCGAGUCCAAAUCAUCAGAAGGAAUCUCCGUGACAAUCAGUUCAUCCAAUGUAAAGGAAAAACUACAAGAUGACCAAAAACCGUUGUGCAAUGUUCUGGAAACCGGUGGAUCUACGCGUAGUAGUAGUCUUUCAGGUUAUGAAACUCUACCUAUGGACUUUCAUAUGGAGACUGCUUCUCCUCACACUCCUAACAAUCCGAAGGCAGAGGAAAAUUUUGAGUCUCUUUCUGACUGCGGUGUAUUAAGAUCCCAAACAUCAGCAUGUAAUAUCUCGUUAUCGUGUUGCAGCGCAACUCCUGUAAUGACAGUAACCAAUCCAACACCUGAAACACAACACAAUAGAUCAUUUUAUAUUUCACCAUCUAAUGCAUAUAAUUACGUCCCUCAGACCGAGUUAUCGGUUCAUUACGGUUGUGAGCCAAGUGAUGAUUUACAAUCAUCACCUCAAAUUGAAUCAAUUACUAGCAUGAAUGGACAUUGUACAAAUGAAUUAGUGGGUUCGCAAUCAGUAGUAUCAGUAGCAUCCUCUUCUUCAUCAUCAUCGUCUGCUUCCGAUCUUACCAGUACUGAUGCUGCUCUUUCUAGCAGCGGUAUUGCUGCCUACUAUGAUAAUACUAACAAUCCUAUAGAUUCUGAUUUGACAGCUUGUAAAAUACAACAAUUACAACAUGAUGUAACGCAACUUGAAACUGCAAUAAAGAGUAAUUUAAAUGAACAAAAAGAAUUAAAUGAUCGAUUAUUUGAACAAUUAGCUGAAGUAUCUAAACCUGAAUUAAAUACAGAUAAAUCAUUCUCAUCUAUGGUUUCAUCAUCACCAUCCAUUGAUCAGUCGAUCUCAUUUCGUGAAGGUGAAAUUAAACGUGCUUAUAGUGAAAAGUUGAAAACAUUGAAAAAACAGUUGAAAGCAUUAAAUGAUCAAUUACAAACAACACGUUAUGUUAUUGAAAAAUUAGAAUUGUAUGGAAUUCCAUUGGGACAAUGUCCAAAAGAUUAUGUGAAACAAUUUAUUCAUGCUCGUCGUAAAUUGCAUAAACGUGGUGUAGCAACAACAACAACAACAACUCAACCUGUUCUCAAAUUGAAAACAUCUCCUCCUUCCACGUCUACAAUUUCUAACAAUCAACUUUUGCCGUGCUCUACUACUACCACUACCACUACUACUACUACUACUACUACUACUACUACUACAACUCGUGUAUCUUUACCAUCUGAUAUUUGUCGUAGUCAUGAAUUAGCGAAAACCUUACCUGCACGAAUAUCUAAUCCAAAUAUUGAAUUUUGUAGAACACCUGUCAGGCAAUCGAAUACUCUGCCGGCUAGAAGUAUUCAUGAUUGUAAAACAAUUGGUAAUUUUGAAAUGUUACAUAAUCCAGCAUAUUUUUCCACCAGUGGUCAAUAUCAUCUCAAUUAUUUCAAUACAAAACCUAUUCAAUCAUCUAGAUCAUCAUUAGCUGCACCGAUAUCAUUUAUACACGAGACAACGGAACCGAUUAUGUCAACUGGUGUCUACAUUACACCGAAUAAAUCAAUGCUUACAUCACAUCCUGCAACACCACAUCUCUAUCCUUAUUUACCUCAUAAUGAUCCUGUUUAUGAUGAUGUGCAUCAUACUACGAAAAUGGUUGCUACUACUCCAAACACUAGUGUUUUAAGCAGUGUAUUCACUGGUUUAGAAUCUUUCGGUCGUCAACUAUUUCGAGUUGGUAAACCUCGAUGUCGUAGUGAUGAAAAUAUUCGAACAAAAGUAAAUGGUAUUCCACAUGAUAGUGCUUAUCGUAAAAAAGGUUUUCUACGUCCUGUUGGCUAUUCAUUCUUUUCACCUGCUGAUAGAAAGAAGCAUAAAAAACUUGCACAAAGCCAUUUGGCUACAUCCAAUUUAUUAUAUCCUCAUGAUUCAUCUAGUGCACUCAUACCUGAGAAUGUAGCUGGUAGUAGUUCACAACCAAUUCGUACUGGUUCAUUAUCUUCGGCCAAUGGAAUUAAUCCUGUCAAUUUUGGUGGAUAUGAUGCUGGUGGUGGACGUAGUGUGAUUAGUGGUUUAAGUUGUUUAAUUGGUGGUGGUACAUCAAAGGAUGAUACAUACCCAAGUAUUGAUCCAUCUGUUGCUGUCAAUGCUAAUACUGGUGCAUUUGCAUGGUCAGAGACUGGUGAUACUACACUUACACGAAUAUUUGAAUUUCUUGGUGUAUCACCAAAUCAAGUGUUCAAUAAUCAAAAUCCAGUUGCUGUUAGUAAUAAUAAUGUACCCGGUGUUGGUUCGUCUGGUUCAUCUGCAUUAUCUGCUUCAGGAUUAGGUGUUUUGGACAAAACUAAAGCUGGAUCUAAAAGUCAUAUUAGUGGAGCUAAUGUUAUCUCAUCUGAAUCAUUUGGUACUCCACAUAGUAGUGGUAUUGUUACAGGGAGUAUAAGUGGCGGUGCUGGUGGUGUUGGUGGCCAUUCAAGCAAUUCAAUCAUGAAUAUUUCCUCACAUAAUUUAGCUCUUUCAUUUGCCUAUCUUUAUCGUCGUCAAGAAUGUCAAUUCGCUUCGUUAAGCAAUCAACAAGCACAGAUAUUUCAAGAACUUCGUGAUGAAUUAUCUGUGAUGCAUAGUGAAACACUUAGUAUUCAAUCUGCACUAAAUAAUUUAACAACAGAAUUAGAAGCUAUACGGCGUGAUGCAACAACAAAAGCCGAAUUACAAAAUCAAAAAUUAACUGAUGCCAGUUCACGUAUUGAACGAUUAGAUGCUAUAGCUGAAGAAUCUCGACAAGCUUUACCACAUGAAUUAGCAGCUAUACGUAAUGAAUUUCAUGACUCCUUAUAUUCAGUUGAAUAUCAAGUGACUACAAAAAUACGUGAUCUAAGUGAUAAUAUUACAAGUAUUAGUAAUAAGGUAAGUAUGAUUGAAAAACCUCAUGAUCAAUCCAAUACCCUUGAAUCACAUGGUACAGAAUUAGAUCGUGUUCGUCGUAAAGUUAUACACUAUUUAACGGAUUUAUUUGUGUCAUUCUUUGCACUAGUCACCAUGUUGUUGCAAGUGCUUAUACGUUGUUUAAAUUUAGGCGCUGUUCUAACGGAAAAUAGGAGACUUGCUGUUUGCUUCUCCAUGACAUUAUUAGCUAGUUGUUUACUUGUGUACACAUCAGAUCCGAUUAUUUUAUGGCUUAAAGAAGAUGACACUAUGACAAAUAGUGCAGCAGAUCCUACUACACCAGUAGUUCUACAACGAAGAUCUCAUUUUUGGCGAAAUUUACUCAUUGCUAUUUUGUCAUUUUUUCGAAGUUUUUCGCGUGGAGUAUCUUGAAGCAGUAUUAUUAUUAUUAUUAUUAUUACUAUUUUUUAAUUUGUCAAUUUAUUUAUUCACAAUGAAUUAUUCAGAAAUUUUCAAAAUUUCCUUUUCUCGCAUUCUCUUUCCUUACUUAUUUCAACAGUUUCAGUUCAUUCUGUUGUUGUUGUUGUUGUUGAAGUUGUUUGAUUGCAGCAUAUUGCGCGCUUGUAUGUGAUUAGUUGUAGGUUUUUUUUCUCUUCAAGAUUAGUGUUAUUUAUGGCUACUACCACUACUACUACUACUACUGCUACUGAUUAUCCACAUAAUGUUUACACUCUUUGCUUAAAUAGUCUACUGGAUUUCCUUCAAUCACUCAUACAUAUUUAUGUAUAAAAUAAAUUUAUCAUGACAUAUGUUCUAUGCAUAAAUGCUUUUUUCUUUUGUGAAAGCUUAUAAAAUUCCAUUUUUAAACCAUCACAUUAUUAUUAUUGUUGUUCAAAUAGAAUUUUAUCAAGUAAUCACUGAUUAUCACCAUGAUUAUUAUUCAAUAUUAUUCUAAUAUAUAAUCUUCAUUUUACAAUUCUUUUUAUUAAUUUAAUUACUCUUGUAUGAUUGAUUGAUUGAUUAGUCGGGAUUUUUCACUUUCAGUCUACUCUUUUUUUCCUUUCUUGUGUUCAUCUACAAGUUCUCUUUCCCCUUCUAUUUAUAUAUAUAAUCACGAACAUUGUGUCCUCCAGUAUUCUGUUUUUUUCCCGGUUUUUUGUCUAUGUAAU